Messenger RNA from Exophiala viscosa, 1533 nucleotides. RefSeq lists its product as uncharacterized. Bases 271 to 1401 code for a protein of 376 amino acids. The record is from RefSeq and is a predicted model, not a curated record. NCBI's taxonomy places the organism in Eukaryota, Fungi, Ascomycota, Eurotiomycetes, Chaetothyriales, Herpotrichiellaceae. The transcript has 2 exons.
ACCGAAUACGAAGAACCAGAAGCAUCUGGCCAGCUCCUACACGACCUUUGCCUGGCUCUGAGCAAUAGCAUCAAGUCAUUGCUUAUCAUUUCCUCAAGCAUAUCCGAACUGCUGUUGUUACCGUCCAACCAUGGUACGAUAUUGGCAGCUGUUAGUAUCUUCAUCUUGCUCUCCUAGAUGUGAUACCUGCCAAGAGUCCAAAAGGACCUCCGCCUCGCCCUUGCACUUUCCCAAAGAGGAAGGCUCCCAUGGUCCAGCAAACUCCACAACAUGAUCUCUGUCUACUUAGCCAGGGUGCUUUCCCUCUCUCGUGGAUGUUCAGGACUCUUGUGGUCGAUUGUACUGCGCGAAGUUCUCUCAGUCAGUAUGAAGAGCUCAUUCCAACGGUUAUCUCUACGGACGCCAUUCAGCUGCAUCUAUCCUUCCAAGCAGGAUGACUAUGGCAACUGCGUCGAUUUCCAGAACCAGAAAUGGGUCUUGCACGGUCCCAAGACCCUCCUCAUGACAAGCUUCGUCGUCUCCAUAAUCGGAGGAUGUUGCAUAUUUGUGCUAAUGGGUCGCGGGAGUCGAGCGAAGAAGAACAACUCUACUCAUGGUGCCAUCGAGUGGUUCAAAGGCCAUAGCAUGGCUGGAGCUAUGGCCCUUGCCUUGAUCUAUUUCCUCGUCAAUGCCUACCUCCAGUUCAUCCAAUACGAGCAACGCACGGAGCCCAUUGCCAGUAUGCUCAUCGACUUUGCUCGGACCAAGCCUCAAGGCCUUGGAGACUAUAUCGUGCUCACCGUUAUCCUGCGCAACAAGCACAUCUACGCCGUCAGCGGAGCUGCAAGCGAGACCUAUUUCAAGGUUUGGGGUUGGAUAUUUUACAUCCUAUUCACAGUCUCAGAUCUCGCAAGCGCCAUCGGCGACCUAUACACAAGGACAAACCUGGUCAUCGAAAUCGGAAACAAGGGAGUCGAAACAUCCUAUUCCAAGAUUAUACCAUCUUAUGUUGACUCAAUUCUGUCGGCAUUUGACACAGUCGCAUAUGCCUUGAUAGUGCUGGCUGGAGUUUACUUUGUCACCGUGGCAUUCAAAUUCAAACUGACUGGCAGGGACAAGACAUAUAAGCGAUAUUUGUACUUCUACACCGUCGCAUCGGUGGCGUUUCUCAUCCGAUCAAUCCCUGGCCUGGUGUUCUGUAUCAUCUCCGACUGGUUCAGCUGGACGAGAACUUACAGGAUGAACCUGUUGGACAGUAUGGUCUAUGCUGUCACCACGGUCACCAUUUUCACUGCGUGGACUGAAUUGGCAAGGACUCCAAUCAAUGCGCAUAGCCCAGGAGAGGACUUUAGACAUUCCCCACUGCCACAUGUGGAAGAAUACAAGCAGGCCAAUACCCAGUGGUCAUCAGUCAACCUCUAAUGAGAGAGCGUUGACUUGAGAGUGGACGGCUUUUGUAUAAGCAACUGGAUCUGCGAACGCAUUGGGACGUAAGAGACUCGAAUGACAUUCUUUUGUGCGUUGUGGGCAGGAUACUAUGUUGGCAACAAGAAC